Trypanosoma rangeli is the source of this 1038-nucleotide messenger RNA. RefSeq lists its product as uncharacterized. Bases 1 to 1038 code for a protein of 345 amino acids. The transcript has a single exon. Lineage: Eukaryota; Euglenozoa; Kinetoplastea; Trypanosomatida; Trypanosomatidae. The record is from RefSeq and is a predicted model, not a curated record.
AUGUUUGAUUUGUUUUCGGCACAGCUGUCGGAAAGGAGCAACACAUGGCUGUCGCGCCUCGCAUCCCUUGCACCGCGUAACAGGCAGUGGGUUGUGGCGCUGAGGUGCCUCCACGGUAUGGGGCCCCCCUCCAUUGCUCACCUGCAUGUCGCCUUUUUGGCCCUGGCAGCGCCAUGCACUACGCCCCUCUCCGUCGGCAUGGAUUUUGUGUGGGCCGACGACACUCUCCUGUCGCUGCAGGCUGAGGUGAACCCAUCGCCGCGUCAGAUUGACGCGGCAAAGUGGGAGGCAGCCCUGCGUUUCUUGUCUAUUGGCGCCGAGCACAUGAGUCAUCGCCCGGACUUGCUGCGGUGCUACGCAAGUGUUGUUUCCCGCGCCGCGACAGCCACUCGGCAAGCCUACGCCUCAGUUGAGGAUCUUAUUGCGCGGCUGACGACAGACCGAGCCUCAGUCGCGGUAACUUCCGUAAGGGAGCAGCUGGCCGCCCUUGUGAGGCGCAAACUGUCGGUGGAGGCGUCACGGGUGGUGGCGACAGAACGCAAGCCAACGUGGGUGCCGUUCCUCAUUCGUGCCGCUUGCAACGCAGGACACGGGCGGGCUGCGCUUUGCACUGUCGAGAAGGCGGUGCCUGAGCGGAUGCCUCUUCACUCUGCGUCCAUAGCGGAACUUUUGGCGUGCUGCCCCUCCGCUGAUCUUCCGCUUGAGGCGAUUCAAUUGUGGCUUUGUGCACGGGCAUGGGGAACCACAGCACCCGCGCUCAUUGGAUUUGGGAAAGGCAUGCCCGCGGCCACCAACGGACGCCUGAGUAAAACACGCACGGAGCUGCUCUUCGUCUUGCUGGAUUCUUCCCGCUCUGUGGAUCGGCAGUGGCACUACGCGCUGCAGCUGUUGACAAGUCAAGUGCUGCAGCGUAACGCCCCCCCCCGUCCUCACGCCUCUUUUACACGACGUAUUCAAUACUUCGGAGGGCGGGCAGGUGGCAGGAGUCACUGCGAUUGCGAUAAUUUCAGCAGCUGCUGGGGGUGCCUGCGACCGUGA